CUUGCUUAUCGUGUUCGACCUCCAGUCAUCACGAACGACGAGGACUGAUUUCCAACCUUUUCCAAACAGUCCACAAGGUAAUAUCGCCAUCAAUACGAAGGCGGACAUACAGCCUGCGGUCAGUCAGACAUCGCUGGAGACAAGCAGUGUGGAGGAUGCAUGGUUACUUCUCCAUAAGUCGCACAACGCCGAAAACGUUAACAGUAUCGACAAAUGGGCGCUACGCCGGAAAGUGGAUUAGGCAUGUUGUGCCAUUGAUGUUCUGUUGCUAACGUUAUACAAUGCAGUUUUUUGAUAAAUUUAUACUCAACUAUGCAGCUGUCAUGGGCAUACAGAAAGAUCUUCGUCUUGUUGGCAACGACUUCUCCAAUACUGCAACAUUCCUCUUUGUAGGGCUGCUGUGCUUCGAAAUACCAAACAUCUACUUCUUCCAGAGGGUCCCGGCGGCGAAGUGGCUCGGUCUUAAUGUUGUCCUUUGGGGUGUCGCAACCGCCAGUGGUGCAGCAGCAGCCACCUCCUACCGCACCCUCCUUGUCUCCCGUGUCUUCUUGGGCAUCUUCGAAGCUACCAUUAGCCCCUCUCUUCUUCUCAUCAACUCACAGUGGUAUACCAAAUCUGAGCAAGCCCCUCGUUUCUCAUUCUGGUAUUGCGGACUUAGCUUUGGACAAAUCAUCGGCGGCGCCAUUUCCUAUGGUUUCCAGCAUGUAACGCCUAGCUCAAGUCUUGCUGGAUGGCGUAUUAUGUUCGUCACCCUGGGUUGCUUGACUAUUGACAUUGGACUAGCAACCCUUUGGCUUGUACCAGACACCCCGAUGCAGGCACGAUGGCUCACCGGUGCGGAGAAACUCGCGUUGCUGAAGCAUGUCAGUGUCAACAGAACCGGUAUCCAGAGCAAAACUUUCCAGCCCAGGCAGCUCUUAGAGGCGUUGACAGAUCCACGGCUUUACUUCAUGGUUCUUGCUGUGAUAUUGCUCUCCGUUUCCAGCGGCGUGCUGACCACCUACUCGGCAACUCUCAUCCGCAACCUAGGUUAUGUGCCCAAACGUGCAGCCUUGAUGAACAUGCCGUCCAGCUUAGUCAGCAUUUUCUUCACGCUCCUUGCUGGCUUCGGCAUCCGGAAGCAGUCCAACCGCUGGCUCUGGAUAGUCCUUUGCAUCAUACCCGCUAUUAUUGGCGGAGCGCUGAUGCCCUUUCUCCCCGUAUCCAACCGCCGCGGUUGCCUUGCUGGUAUCUACCUUGUCAACGCUGUUGUCGCACCUCUCCCGGUCCUUUACGCUUGGACUGCAGCUAACAUUUCCGGGUCUACGAAGCGCGCAUUGGCUGCUGCUGUAGUAUCUGACUCUUUCAGUAUUGGCAACAGCAUUGGGCCGCAGACGUUUCAAAUGAAAGAUGCACCGAACUAUAGACCUGCGAAGCUUGCCGUUAUGGGCACACAAGCGGGCUGUGCGAUUGUUACAGUAUUAUUGUACGGGUACUAUCGAUGGCAAGAUGCUAGACGGGGCGGAAAAAAGGGUGAGGUGCAGAUUGGAGAGGAAGCAUUCAUGAGUGGGAGGCCUGGAACACGGGAACGGACCGAGAGGAUUGUGAGUUCAGGUACUCAUAUUGAGGGUCUAAUGGCUCAUCGAUGUCAUUCUCCCAAUUCAGAUACGACCUCCCAGUCGAUACGCCAACUCUUGAUCACUUGAUCUUGUCGGUGUCUUACCCAGCUCACACGUCCUGUCGACACUGUACUCUGACCGAACUAGAAUACCACCCAAUGGCUGCCCCAUCUGAGCCCCCGAGUAGGCGAAUGGCAGGAUGUCCUCGUUCCACUUGAACGCUUGAGUCAAGGAUCUCUCGAAAGAGCUUUGUGUAGGGCUACUCUUCCCCUUUGACUCCACAUCUCCCUUUGUUUCAAACUCGCCCAGUUGUAGGAAGUCUUCCUUAUCGGCUCGACUUCUGCCAAUCGAGCUGAAGAUGCGCGAAUGUGAGCGUUUACGACUAGCUUUCUUGUUGCUGUCUUUGGACAGAUCCUCAUAGUAGCUUAGCUGGGUGGCAGUUUGAGGGAAGAACUUUCGUUUGAGGGAGCCCAGGAGGGAACGGAUCGCAGGCAAGCAAGCGACCAUGACGCCGACAUGCGAUUCCACAGCCGACCAGUAUCC
This is a messenger RNA of Didymella exigua CBS 183.55, 2141 nucleotides long. Its product is annotated as MFS general substrate transporter. Gene Ontology annotation, molecular function: transmembrane transporter activity. Gene Ontology annotation, biological process: transmembrane transport. The transcript has 4 exons. The record is from RefSeq and is a predicted model, not a curated record. Lineage: Eukaryota; Fungi; Ascomycota; Dothideomycetes; Pleosporales; Didymellaceae. Gene Ontology annotation, cellular component: membrane. Bases 282 to 1685 code for a protein of 467 amino acids.